Messenger RNA from Drosophila melanogaster (fruit fly), 4433 nucleotides. It is a transcript of the gene spel1, whose product is annotated as spellchecker1. The transcript has 6 exons. Gene Ontology annotation, molecular function: ATP-dependent DNA damage sensor activity; ATP binding; mismatched DNA binding. Lineage: Eukaryota; Metazoa; Arthropoda; Insecta; Diptera; Drosophilidae. Gene Ontology annotation, biological process: mismatch repair; maintenance of DNA repeat elements. Gene Ontology annotation, cellular component: nucleus. Bases 70 to 2823 code for a protein of 917 amino acids. The record is from RefSeq and is marked reviewed.
UCACACUUUGUUUAUGCUGAAACAGGCGCGAAAUUGUGUGAUUAUUUUAACCAUUUUAAAAGCGGAAAAAUGCAGGCCAAAGCAACCGACAGCAGGCAGGAACCUACCCUGAAUAUGGACACAAAUGCGCGUCGCAAUUUCAUCAAAUUCCAUGCGAAACUCGGCGAGAAACCCGCAACUACAGUGAGGUUCUUUGAUCACACCGAUCGCUAUACGGUCCACGGCAGCGAUGACUGCGAACUUGUGGCCAAAAUCGUAUACAAAUCCACGGCCUUCAUUGGCGCACUGCUGCCGGAUGACAAAAAGGAGACUCUUCAGUUUGUGUCCAUGUCCAAGGGCAACUUCGAGCUGGCUGUGCGCGAGCUGCUCUUGGUGCGCAAUUACCGGGUUGAGGUGUACGUUAAGAAUUCCAGCGAUUGGGAAAUCGAGUACCGCGGAUCACCCGGCAAUCUGCUGCAAUUCGAGGACAUCCUGUUCUCCAAUAAGGAGGUUUUGGUCGGGAACAGCAUCAUCUCGCUGCUGGUUAAGCUCGAUGGCGGUGGCCAGCGGCGUGUGGGUGUGGCCAGCGUCGAGCAGAACGACUGCAAGUUCCAGCUGCUUGAAUUCCUAGACGAUGACUUCUUCACCGAACUGGAGGCCACCGUGGUCCUGCUCGGACCAAAGGAGUGCCUGCUGCCAAGCAUCGAGGGCGAAUAUAGUGCUGUGAAGACGCUGCUCGACAGAAAUGGUGUCAUGAUUACGAUGCCCAAGAAGAGCGGCGACAACGAUCUGCUGCAGGAUCUAAAUCGUCUUUUGCGUUUCGCCAAGGGACAACAGGAGGAUGCCACGGGCUUGAAGGAACUCCAGCUUCAGCUGGCCUCCAACGCACUGAAGACCGCCAUCAAGUACCUGGACCUGGUCAAUGACGCCGGAAAUCUGGGACACUACGAGAUCAAGCAACUGGACCUAAACCGCUUUGUCCACUUAGAUUCUGCUGCCGUGGCUGCGUUAAACAUCAUGCCAAAGCCAGGCACACAUCCAUCUAUGCCCUCGUAUCGCUGGCAAAGCGUCUUGGGCGUGCUGGAUCAUUGCCGUACACCACAGGGACAUCGCCUGAUGGGUCAGUGGGUUAAGCAGCCACUGCGAAGCCGAAAUAUCCUCAAUGAUCGUCAUAACAUUGUCCAGUGCCUACUCGAAUCUCCAGACACAAUGGAGACUUUGAGUCUCGAUUAUCUGAAGCGUAUUCCGGAUAUUCUUAUGCUAACUAAGAAGCUAAUGCGACGCAAAGCUAAUUUGCAAGAUUUAUUCCGCAUUUACCAGGUCAUUCUGAGGACCCCGAAAAUUCUUAAAGUUCUGCAUGAGCUCGAUAAUUCAACGAUCGAAAGUGUGAUCUGUGCGCCUUUUAAAAGCUUCCUAAAGGAUCUGACAGGGCUCAAGCAGAUGGUCGAGCAGGUGGUUGACUUUGAGGCCAUCGAAAGGGGCGAGUAUCUGGUGAAGGCUUCGUUUGACAGCCGUCUAAUGGAGCUGCAGCAGAUGAUGACGGAGCUUUAUUCGAAAAUGGAAGAGUUGCAGUUCAAAUGCAGUCAGGAAUUGAAUUUGGAUGGCAAAAACCAGGUGAAGCUGGAAAGUGUGGCCAAAUUGGGACACCACUUCCGCAUCACCGUGAAAGAUGAUUCCGUGCUGCGCAAGAACAAGAACUAUCGCAUCGUGGAUGUGAUCAAGGGCGGUGUUCGCUUCACAUCCGAUAAGCUGGAGGGCUACGCCGAUGAGUUUGCCAGCUGCCGCACUCGCUACGAGGAACAGCAGCUGUCCAUUGUGGAGGAGAUAAUUCAUGUGGCUGUAGGAUAUGCUGCCCCGCUCACUUUGCUUAACAACGAGCUUGCCCAGCUCGACUGUUUGGUGAGCUUUGCUAUCGCCGCCCGCAGUGCGCCCACUCCCUAUGUGCGGCCCAAAAUGCUGGAGGAAGGUGCUCGCGAGCUGGUUCUCGAGGAUGUGCGUCAUCCUUGUUUGGAGCUGCAGGAGCAUGUCAACUUCAUAGCUAACAGUGUUGACUUUAAGAAAGAGGAGUGCAACAUGUUUAUAAUCACGGGACCCAACAUGGGUGGCAAGAGCACUUAUAUUCGCUCUGUGGGUACCGCUGUGCUAAUGGCCCAUAUCGGAGCUUUUGUACCCUGCAGCUUGGCCACAAUCAGCAUGGUGGACUCCAUUCUUGGAAGAGUGGGAGCUAGUGACAACAUCAUCAAGGGUUUGAGCACAUUUAUGGUCGAGAUGAUUGAAACAUCUGGCAUAAUAAGGACUGCCACUGACAAAUCCUUGGUAAUCAUAGACGAACUUGGUCGUGGCACUUCCACGUACGAAGGUUGCGGCAUCGCCUGGUCCAUUGCUGAACAUCUGGCCAAGGAGACCAAGUGCUUCACUUUGUUCGCCACUCAUUUUCACGAGAUAACCAAGCUGGCGGAGACCCUGUCUACGGUUAAAAACUGUCAUAUGGCCGCAGUUGCGGAUGCUGAUGACUUUACUCUGCUGUAUCAAGUGCGUUCGGGGGUCAUGGAAAAAAGCUUUGGCAUUCAGGUGGCGCGAUUGGCCAAUUUUCCCGAGCAUGUCGUCCAAAACGCGCAGGAGGUGUACAAUGAGUUCGAGGACGAGCAUGUGGACAAGCAGAAGAAAGAGGAUAAGGCACUGCUGGAAAAGAUUCAAGUGGCUAUUCAACAGCUGUCAACAGCCGGGAACAACGUGGACAUUAACGUGGAGGAUUUGACCCAGCUGGUCACCCAGUUUACGAAGGAUAUCGAGCAGCUGGAUAGUGAUUACUUCAAAUCUGUGCUGGCCACUAGUGAGGCUUGAAAUGGAGGUAGGGUCCAAUAAUUCUUAAUCUGGCAGUAUUAUUUAAAGAGGCAGUUGUUCUACGUACUUAUCACAACUUUUUUGUUCUUAAAUAUUAUUAAUUUGCAUCACUGAAUAUUGCUCAUCCAUGGUUACAAACCAUAUUCUCCUGAUUUGAUUACAAGGCUACAUCGAAAAUGUUGUUUAAAUAUUUCUUCCAUUGUAUUAAACAUAUAAUUAUAAUAUAGGAGAAAUCAACUAAACUAGAUGAUAUAUGAUUUUUUACUAAUGCGAGUGUUCAUACACCAUUCAUGAUUUAAUAAAAAUGCACACUUGCGAAUACAUACAAGUUGAUAUGUAAAACACCAACAUACUAAUAUUAAAUCUGAAUGUUUUAUUUGUAUAUUCAAUAUUUCUAGAACUUUAAAUCGGAAUUGGAAUCAAAGGGUGUAAAGCAAGACGUUAAUAAACUUCAUGUUCCACAACCGUCACAUGAUUUGGAAACACGGUGAUUUGUGUGCUACUAAUAGCACGAUGUAUUUCUUCGGCGGUGUGCCAAGUCACAUUGAACACGCUUUUUAACUGAAAAAUACGAGCCCGACAAAAACUGUCAGCUUAAUCGGCCGGGCUUUAACCUCAGCCGUCAGUUGGUCUAAAGCGCCGCCGUUUCGCCAGCCGAUCUUUAGCGCGACUGUCAUUACCAAAUUCAACUUAAGUGCUGUCAAAAGAUAAUUACCGUUUCGGCUUUGAUUUUUCUUACCUUUUUUUUUUUUGCUUUGAGACAACUAAAUGACAACGGCUCUCUGAAAGGCCCAAACCAGUUUGUCUCCGCCGCAUUUGGUGUGAUUCAAUAAGAUGGCAAAAAUUGGAGUUAUUUUUUGGGAUGAAUUAAUAUAUAGACUUUAUUAUUUUAGCAGUAUGUUUCUAUGUUGAUUAUAACAACUAAGCAAAUCGAUCUUAAAACAGACAUUCCACAUCACGCUCUUCAGAAUCUUCGAGACGACAUUAUGUGUUCGCAUCUGAUAUAUUCCUCUGCCCAUGGCUGUGCACACAUUCAAUUUGAUAUCGCGUACUCAACAAACAUGGCGUGUUAGCAACGCUUAACAGCAUCCAAAAUUGACAGGCAACUUUAAAUAUAUUGCCUUUGCGGCCAGUUCGGCAUGCUUGUCUGCCACGAUUAGUGGCAAGCAGCCAGCCAGCGCGGCAAGCUCUGCGAUCCGGCUCCAAACCCAUAUCCAUCCCCAUGCCCAUCCCCAUGCCCAUCGCCAUCCACACAGUCAGCUCCUUCAGAGCCAACUUCAUUUGGGUGAAUCGGGCGAAGACGUUCGAUGCGACGCGACGCGUACAAUUAUUAAUUUGAUACGAUAUAAUUGACAUGUUGCCGAUGCCAAAAAGGAAGCACUAACAUGCGGCCAACAACGGCGGCAGCAGGAGCAACAACAAGGUGAAACCUCGUAACUUGGCCAACAAGCUAAGCCGGAGCGACGCAUAUUAACGCCAUGGCUUAGACACAAGGACCGAUCCGACUUAGAGAUGGCACUUGGAUGCGGAAAGCAUUUCAUCUUUGCGGCUACCUUCUGAGAUUUUAAAUAAUAAGUUUAGGUAUUUCAAUUUUAUUUAUAGAUGAGGGU